GUUCGCAAUUUCUGCACAUGACUUGGUAAGCUUAUCCCACGGGUUUUCGAGGUCAGAUUUACGCCUGAACUCUUCCCUAUAUAACACGACGCGUCGAUUCUGUAUUACUCAAGUGCGACUCUCCCUGUCGGUCAUCGUGCGACGCUGCCUUUGUAUAGCCAUGCUUUGCGUGAACAACGCAAUAUCCGCUUGGUGUUCGAUUCGCCGGGGCACUCGGCUGGUCGAUCCAUGGUAAGGCAAUUUGCAUUUGUCCGCUCUUUGAACCCUUCCACUACGCAAGAUUGAGAACAACGAGAGCGCUAUCGUGGCCAGUGACCGAAAGUAUCGACAUCUACUAGCUGAAAUAAAAAGCAGGUACGAACGCAAAUGCUCUGCAGAGCUACUAAUGAUGCGACGGCAAUCUUCUUCCCUUUCCUGCAUUGAACUUUCGAUCCAUGGCACGAGAUGUACCGCACCUUAUGGCAGAAGGCAAAGUACUGUGAUAGCGUCGGGUCCGACCAUUCAUUGAGGCGCGAUGGUGUUGCGAUAGCAGUGUGUUUGGUAUGUUAUGGGUGAGAGUAGGACCAAAUUACUGAUGCCAAGCUUCGAACUGCGCCGAACCUCCGCGACCUCUACUGCGCUUGUACAAACCCAAGAUGCACGUCCACCCAUCCGAACAUUGGGGCGUGACUGCACCUCUCGGAUGAGCCUGUAAUCCGAGUGCAGGCUCAAAAGAAUGGAAAUGACAAAUACACCAGAUCCUGCGCAAGCUUGGUCUGUGACCCCGUCUGUAGAAGACUGGGGCUCAUCGUAUACUUGUCGCACUAGAACGCCUGCUGUGAACGGCCGUUGGUCACCGUAUUCGACCGCACCGACCCCGGCUCCACGAUGGUCCUCUCGGUCACUCUCAGUGCUUUCACAAGAGACUCACCCGCAACGGCUCAGUUUUGUGUCGUUCGAAGAUUGGGAUGGCGACGCAACAUACGACGAGGUACCUCCUUGUUGUCUACACUACUCCAUCGAGUGGAAAGUCAUGAUUAAAAAGAAGGCGAUCAUCACGGACACGGAACAAGACGUGGUACUCAGUCCUGCCGUGUACUGGGAGAAGUGCCUGCAACCGCGUCUGGAGGAACGACUGUCGAAGAAAGGAUACCCUCCCCGGAGUGUUCGAGUCGAAGAGACCGAGAUUAUCGUGUCCGUGACUGGGCGAACAGGGCGUCCGCUCACACGGCAGUUUGAAGAUUUCCGAAUUGAAUGGUCGGCUGUGGAGAGACAGCUAACUGAAUGGAGUGAGCUUUUUCAGAAGGGGAAGAAGCUCCUCGUGAAGAUUCGCAUUCGCUACGUAGAAGUUAACACAUCAAUUUCGACUAAUAGCGCAGCCGCUAAAACCACGAAAGCUAGGGGGACUGCUACCCAACACAUGCUGGCCGAACGUGCCGCUCAAAUUGACGCCGAGGAAGCCGCAACAGGUAACCCCUCCGCUUGGCGAUAUGUCUAUGCUUUGAUGCGUUGUCCGGGACCACCCUGUGUCAAGCAUUUCUGGUGUUGGCACGACACUCAAACUCAAAAAAGGUACACUUUAAAAGCGCACCAUCUACGAACUCUCGUCAGGUAUGUCGAGGAUGAAAAUUAUCUGGAAUCUCACGACGACAUCCCGGACAGCCUUCGACAACAAAUCUACGCGGAAGAAGAACAAUAUAUGCGGAGGAAGCGUGUUGAUCGUGGAUCUAUUUCUUUCGACAGGGCCCCAAUCCAAAUCACUAACAUUCUACCACCUCAAUCUUCGACGGAGUUAGAGAGUAUGCAGCGACCCGAACCCAAGCGUCUCGACAUCGCUGGCCUCCAUGAGGUUAAUGUACAAAAGUACUGCAGCUGGCUUAAGUCUCAAGUGCAAGAGGAAUCACGCAAAACAGAAUAUCAAAAAGCAGCUGACUUUCUUCUUAAAAAAUCCUUCGAUCUCGACUUAGUCUAUGAGGACCAGAAUCCUACUUUUCUUAUUGAGCAAGGAGGGGUAGAGGAAGGCAUCGCUCGGCGAUUUGUGAAGGACAUUCCUUUAUGGGUCAAACUUUGCAAGCAGAAUGACAUUGAAGCGGACAGCAUCUCGGAGUUCUAGCCUGGGUCUAUACAUCUUCGGUGAACAACCUAUUGGGAGGGGUUUUGACUUUUUCCUAUGUAUGUGGUGGUGUUGGGAAUCAUGGUUUAAUAGUUAUUUUCGGCCUGGAGCCGUAGCGAUUAUGAGAAAUUCUAGUGUUUAGAUCUUGGUUUACAGUACUAUACAGUUUUCAC
This is a messenger RNA of Exophiala oligosperma, 2265 nucleotides long. RefSeq lists its product as uncharacterized. Bases 716 to 2092 code for a protein of 458 amino acids. NCBI's taxonomy places the organism in Eukaryota, Fungi, Ascomycota, Eurotiomycetes, Chaetothyriales, Herpotrichiellaceae. The transcript has a single exon. The record is from RefSeq and is a predicted model, not a curated record.